This is a messenger RNA of Choloepus didactylus (southern two-toed sloth), 4201 nucleotides long. RefSeq names its product G0/G1 switch 2 (gene G0S2). Gene Ontology annotation, biological process: positive regulation of extrinsic apoptotic signaling pathway. NCBI's taxonomy places the organism in Eukaryota, Metazoa, Chordata, Mammalia, Pilosa, Megalonychidae. Gene Ontology annotation, cellular component: mitochondrion. The coding region runs from base 213 to 524 and encodes 103 amino acids. The record is from RefSeq and is a predicted model, not a curated record. The transcript is spliced from 2 exons.
AGGAGAAAAGAUAUAAGCGGCUCCCGGACGCUCUCAAGGUGCCAGCUGCAGAGUCUCCGUCUGGAAGAGCUGCGGCUGCCGAGGAGGAGGAGAACGCAGAGGCCGGUCGGACCGACGGACACGCCAACCGCCCGGUCGCCUCCAGCUCGCGCUGCCUCCUGCUCGCGCUGCACCACUAGGGUCACUCCCGCCCCCAAGAGUCCAGAGCCGAGAUGGAAACGAUUCAGGAGCUGAUUCCUCUGGCCAAGGAGAUGAUGGCCCAGAAGCUCAGCGGGAAGCUUGUGAAGCUGUACGUGGUGGGCGGCGUGCUGGCCUUCUUCGGCGUGGUGCUCGGCCUGGUGGAGACCGUGUGCAGCCCCUUCACGGCCGCCAGUCGCCUGCGCGACGAGGAGGCGGCCCUGGCCUCGCUGCAGGCUGCCCGGGAGCAGGAGACCCUCCGGAAGCAGGCCCUGAUGGAGAGAGGCAAGAAGCAGGAGGCCGUCCCCCUUAGCCGGGCGCUCUCCAACCGGCAGCACGCCUCCUAGGAACCGCGGAAGCCAGCGGAGGGGGAGACGGAGAGAGAGAGAGGGAAGGAGAGGUUGAGAUAGAGAAAGAACAAGUUUGACUGAGAUGGCAGAGAGCAGAAGCUAGGUGCUGUUGGGACUUACUUCCAAGAAGCCACUAACAUUUAAAACUGACCAACCACACGUUUCCACCAAAAGGAGUUUGGGAUUGAGUUUUUGCUGCUGUGCAGCAGUGCAAGGGGAUGACACGCCCAAAACUAGGUAUCUUUGAGGUAUCUGAGUGCAUCUACCAUUGUGCACUAGGGAGGAAGGAGGGGGAAUGCUUUUUAUAUUAUUGUUAUUGACCACCAUUUUGCAUUUUGAAAUUUUAAAAAAUGUUUUAUACUGUAUCUCGUAAUCUGAUUCCUGAGGGGCACGGUUAUGAGGGGUGCGUUUACUGGGAGGAGCAGGAGGGCGGGCUGGCAGUGCUGGUGACCUGAGCACUGUGGAGGGAGCAGCUUCCUGAAGGUCAGAUAAUAUUUCCUUCACUCCUAGGGACUCUGAUAUUGCUAUUAGAUACUUAUGUCUGUUGAGGACUCGUUUUUGCUUCAUGUUGGAGGUGGGAUGAGAGAAACUUGUUAAGUCCCCCAAGAUCAAUCAACUUCUGACCUGGAGUAAGUGAAAGGGAGAUAGCGAUUAAUUCUACAGCAGAAGGUAAUUUGCCACCUCACACCUGUCCAUCAGAGGCUCCCAGGGCUGACACCUCUCUUUCUUCCUAACUGUAUUUUAGCCAAUAAGAGCAAUUUUAAAAGAUGGGAGAAAAAGAGGGAAGGCAAACUCCCAAGAAUGCUUGAUCUGAUGGCAUGUGUAGCCCUACCCAGCCUUCCUUCUGUGAACCCUGAUAUAAUAAGAAACUCUAGGUUAAGAAAAAAGACUAGUCACAGACCUGAAUCCUCUUCCUCCAAGGAACAGAGCUUGCCCUACAGGACUCAGCAAAGGAAACGUUUGGACCAUGGCUCUUAAAGAAACAGUCAAGGGUCUGGGCCUGCUGCCACUCUCCUGGCACUUUCAAAAGGUCACCUGCCCUAACCAGGUAGUGACACUUCACUCCUGUCAUCGACAGCUAUGCAUUUACACCAAACGUACUAAUGACUUAUGUCAUUGCCUCUGAUCAGACCCUCUCCCCCAAACCACAUGCUUGUACACACAUCCUUUUCCUUUCUGCCUAAAAUCUGUCUUUAUCACCCCAAACAAAAGAGCAAUCAGCCUGGGGUAAAGGUUUUGAAGGAAGAGAAAGAUGUCAGUGGCACCACUAUUCUCCCUCUUUCCAAAAUGGGAAACUCAGCUCCAAAUUAAGGAAUAGCCUCACCUCAAAUGUCCAAAAAGCUCUAUAGGAACUCAGCCAAUUAUAUUCCUCCUGUUGGUCUUCCAAAAUGACACUCCUAUUACAUUUAUUACUUCUCCACUCACACUGCCCUUGUCCUGCUCUCAACAGCUCAGGCAUAUUCUCCCCAAAUCAAUCCAGUGCCAGACUGUUCUUCCCUCAAUGCCUUUCAGCCCACUGCUUCUCCACUCCUCCACUCAAAGUCAGAGACUAAACUCCAGGGCCAGGUUUUCAUUGACUCCGUGAUCUGGUUCCUUCUCAUCCCUCUUGCCUGACUUCACUUGCUGCCCACCCACAAUCUCCACAUCUCCUGAAACCGUCUACCUCAAAUUUUCCGAGAAGGAUGAUUUCAAAUAAAUAUUCUGCCUGUUGUCAGACUGUAUAUCAACUCGUGUGCUCAGAUUUUUGGUAGACCUCUGAAGGUAGAUACCUCCUCCCCAUAACUAUUCCAUGUUCAAACUACCCAACCAUCAAGUCCUAGCCCAUAAAAUCUUCUCUGUCCUCACUGAUCUCAUUUCUGUGAAUUCCUACAGGUCAUGCAGUCUGGGUCUUAUACUGUGUCAUUCAAUAGUGGAUUUUAAUGAAUUGCUUCUCCAGUUGUUUCACAGAGGCUGGUCAUGUCUCACAGUAUAAUCUUUUCAAGGUCAAGGAUCAUGUCUUCCUCUUCAGUUUCAUAAAAGUUAUCAAGUCCUGGGCAAAUAGUAGGCAGUUAAUACUUGAUGCCAAUUAAUCCAUGUAUGAAGUUAGAGCAGUGGUUCUCAGUGGAAUGGAGUGGGGAGGACAUUUGGCAAUACCUAGAGACAUUUCUGGUUGUCACAGCUGAGGGGAGGGCAGGGUGCUACUGCUGUCAUCUAGUGGUUUGGGGCCAAGCGUGUUGCUAAACAUCCUACAAUUCACGGGACAGUCCCCAUAAUAAAGAAUUAUCCAGCCCAAAAGGUCAGCAAGUCAAGGUUGAGAAACUCAGGCUCAGAGGAAAGGGAUUAUUUAAUAAUUUCAGAAUCAAAGUUUUGAGGUUAUCUCACAAGAAUAUAUCUUGCUGCAAUCAAACAUGAUAAAGUCUCUCAUGCAACAAGGCGCCAGUAAUUGUCUUUGGCACGUUCAUGUUUGACAAUUUUACCAGUAACCCAAAUGAAGUAACAGAAGGUAUAUUUAUGUUUUGUUGGUGAUGCAAAGCUGAGAUAGCAGAGUCAGGAUUCAAAUCAACUCAACAGACUACAACCACUGAAUCUAAUCAAAUGAAACUGAAUAAGGAUGAAGAUACAGUACAGAACUUAGGUCCAAAAACUCAAUUGGAUGACCACAGAACUGGGUAAGCCUACUCUAACAGCACAUCAUAUGAAAAAGAUCUAGGGAUUUUCACUGAUUACUACAAUCUUAAUAUAAGCCAACACGGGUUUGUAAUAGGGCUGCUAAAACAAACACAUACCUCACCAGUAGAAGUAGAAUGUCCAGAAAAAGGGAGGCAAAGGUGGUUUUAUUGUACUUUGCAAUCUGCCAGGUAGGAAAACAUAGAAGUUAAGUCAGACUACUCCCCCAUUGGCUAGCUCUAACAACUUGAACAAUUAUUUAAACUCUCUGCCUCAGUUUCUUCAUCUGUGAAAUAGUUCCUUCCUCAUGGGGUAAUUCUGAAGAUUAAAUAAGAUAAUAUAUGUAAAGUGUUUAGAGCAGUGCUUUACAUAUAGUAAGCUUUCAACCAAUGUUAACUGUCAUUAUUAUUAUUAUUAUUCUUUAUACUGUAAGAGAGAACUUGACAAACAAAAACCUACUUAGAUGAGAGUAACCAGGAAGGAUAAAAAUCUGGGUACCCUGCCACAUACAGAACAAUUGAAGGGACCAUGAAAAAGAAAAGAUGUAACAUUACAUGACAAUUGCCUCCAAGUGUUUGAAAGGCUGCCACACUGGGGAAGAAUUAUUUAUUUUAUCUAGCUCAAAAACACAGAACCAGGACCAGCAAGUAGGAAUACCAGGAGGCAGAGUUUAGGUCAUUAAAACAAAAAAAAUCAGAGUAAUUAAAAAACAUAAUGAGUUGCCUUGUGAUAUAUAGUAAGCUCCCCAUUACUGAAAGCAUCCAAGCAGGGGUUGGAAGUCAUCUGCCAGGAAUGGUAUAAACUGAAGAGGAGAUUUCUUUAUUGGAGGGAAGUUCAUCUGAAAGUCCUAUCCAACUAUAAGCUACUAGGCUUCUGUCUAGUUCAACAAUCAAACAAUGUGUAUAUCCCUCAUCCCUGUCCACUUCCCUAGUACUUCUCCUCCUCUAUGUUUCCAAUGCCUUUUUUUUUCCUCAUCAUGUUGAUAAAUAUUUCCCUCAAUGACUAUUAAAGACAAUAAAUUCAAAAUU